AUGUACAACCUGCCGAAGACUGGUGGUGUGAAAUAUUUGACAUUAUCUUCUGCAUUUUUAGUAGUAGAAACCGAAGUCUUCAAAUCUAAUACUCCUUUUCAUCUUGCUGUUCUUGAAAUGAAGCUUCUUCAUGAGAAUAUCUAUCAGAAAGUGCUUGACCGAUUGCUUGAUGUAUACAAACAAGUCAAGAUAGGAAAUCCAUUAGAGAAAGGUACCUUACUCAGGCCACUGCAUACUCGUGCUUCAAGGGAAAAUUUUGAGAAGGGAAUACAGAAAAUCAAGUCUCAGCUUUGUGCUGUUGCUUGGCCAGUUUUUCAGCAAAUCAUUUUCAGUAUGACAUACAUCUGUUACUGUUGA
This is a messenger RNA of Fraxinus pennsylvanica, 357 nucleotides long. The record is from the annotation of a GenBank genome assembly. NCBI's taxonomy places the organism in Eukaryota, Viridiplantae, Streptophyta, Magnoliopsida, Lamiales, Oleaceae.